Molecule: messenger RNA, 375 nt
Organism: Knipowitschia caucasica
Lineage: Eukaryota; Metazoa; Chordata; Actinopteri; Gobiiformes; Gobiidae
Source: the annotation of a GenBank genome assembly
AUGUUUUGCAGAAACCUACCGGAUGAUCCCAACACUCAAUGGAGCAUCUCCUUGGUGUCGUCCAUUAUCUCCAAACACAUUGAGAAGAAUUGCAUCAAUCUGGUGCUGACUUUUGAUGGACAAGGAGUAAGCGGCCACGUAAAUCACACCGCCAUCUACAAAGCCGUAAGACAUAUUGCGUGUACAGGACAACUGCCCCUUGACUGCUGCCUGCUGUCGCUGGACACUGUUGGCCUCAUCAGAAAGUACCUCUCUGUUCUGGAGCUGCCAUUGAGCUGGAUGUUGCCCUCAUCCUUUUGCUGUAUGACAGGCUUGGACGGGUUCAGACAAGCCAAAGUAAGACAUCACAUACAUGUUGGUCUUAACACCAUCUAA